Messenger RNA from Lonchura striata (white-rumped munia), 378 nucleotides. The record is from RefSeq and is a predicted model, not a curated record. NCBI's taxonomy places the organism in Eukaryota, Metazoa, Chordata, Aves, Passeriformes, Estrildidae.
UGCCGCUCAUUGCGCCCGCAGUGGCUGCUGCUGGCGCUGGCGCUGGCGCUGCCCCCCGAGCGCCCCCAGGCGGGGGAGCCCCGCAAGGUCCAGAUCGGGGUGAGGCGGCGGCCGGAGCGCUGCGGGGAGAGAUCGCGGCGGGGAGACGUGCUCACCCUGCACUACUCGGUAUGGUUAUACUGGUUAUACUGGUUAUACUGGUUACACUGGGAGCGGGGAGACGUGCUCACCCUGCACUACUCGGGCUGGGACCAGGGGCUGCUGGGGAUGUGCGAGGGGGAGAAGAGGAAGCUCGUGAUCCCCCCGGAGCUGGGUUACGGCGACCGAGGGGCCCCCCCAAAAAUCCCAGGUGAGCCCUGGGGGGACCCCAAAAAUUGA